AUGGGCAAGCGCGUUUUCGUUGAGAUUUCUGAGACUGAGUGCAUCGUCACACCUCGAAAGAAAGCGCCCCGACGCCUGAAGCUGGCACAGUCAGUGCCAAAGGAGGCAAAGCUCAAGGAGGGCAACCCGCAGGAAGCUCCAAGCCCCACGAAGUCCUUAGGCUCCAAGAUCUUGGCUCAUACGCCCAGUCGGAUGGAUGACAUUCGGGAGGAGCAGGAGCGACGUUUCAGGGUGGCCGUUUGCCAAAGUACGGGAGCCAUUCUUCGUGCCGUGCUGCCAUUCUCUGACCUGCCAAAAGCAGAGAUCUACGCCUACCAUGCAGUGCAACACUAUUUCAUGUACCGAUCCUUCCGCCACACAAACUUCCAAGUUGCCACCCUGACCGCUGCCUCCAAAGCCCUGAAGGAUAGCGGCAGCGCGCUGUCUGAAGAUGAUUUGAUAGAGGAGUUGCGAGCACAGCACAGCGGCACAGAGGCGGGUCUCGAAGUGUACCCUCAAGAAGUUCGUGAGGAGAUGGCGCUGCUGGAGGAACACAUGAAAUCAUGGGACGGCAAUACCAGAUACGUUGACCUCCUAAGCACCGUGGAAGAUGGCAUGAAUCAACUGCUGCAGGCGCUUUCAAAGGAGGACCUCAAGGCAGUGACCAUGCUCGCUUUGAAGGAGAAAGCGCAAGACUUCGCCGUGAAUGCAAUGCUUGGACCUGCCUCACUGGUGUUUCGGCCCGAGGCGCUGGCAGCUGUUGCAGUUGCCAUGGGGGCGCGGUGGAUCUUUAGAGAGUUGCAGGAUGAGAUCCUGAAACAGAUCCUACAGGACAAGAGCCCAGAGUUUCAACAAGAGAUCAGGCAAGCUAUGAAGGAGGUCUUGCUGACGCUGAGGACCGGGUUUGGUUGA
Molecule: messenger RNA, 891 nt
Organism: Cladocopium goreaui
Lineage: Eukaryota; Dinophyceae; Suessiales; Symbiodiniaceae
Source: the annotation of a GenBank genome assembly